This is a messenger RNA of Vicia faba (fava bean), 822 nucleotides long. The record is from the annotation of a GenBank genome assembly. NCBI's taxonomy places the organism in Eukaryota, Viridiplantae, Streptophyta, Magnoliopsida, Fabales, Fabaceae.
AUGGCAAAGCUAGCUUCAACUGUUUUGAUUUUCAGUUCAAUAAUGGCACUUGUUUUGCUAUCUUCAUGCCCAGCAAUGUCUCAAGAAGUUGAAGAUGAGAGUGAGUUUAAUUAUGAUGAAGGGAGUGAUAAAGGACCACAAAAUUGGGGGAACAUUAAACCAGAAUGGUUCAUGUGCAAAAAUGGAACAAAGCAAUCACCAAUUGAUUUAUUGAAUCAAAGGGUUCAAAUUGUAUCAAAUUUAGGAGCACUCCAAAUUAACUACAAGCCCUCUAAUGCAACUCUUAAAAAUAGAGGUCAUGAUAUCAUGUUGGAAUUAUUUUCCAACUCAAGCUAUCUACAAAUUAAUGGAACUCAAUAUGUGCUUAAACAACUCCAUUGGCAUUCUCCUUCUGAACACACCAUAGAUGGCAAAAGAUUUGAUCUAGAGUUACAUUUGGUACACCAAACUCCAUCAGGAAAAAUAGCAGUGAUUGGAAUAUUGUACAAGAUUGGAAUACCAGAUAUUUUCUUAUCAUUGUUGAAGAAGGACUUGGAGGCAAUUUCUGAAAGUACCGGGGCAGAAAGGGAAAUAGGUAUAGUUGUUCCUAAUCUGAUUACAUUUGGCAGAAGACAGUAUUAUAGAUACAUUGGUUCGUUGACUACUCCACCAUGCUCUCAAAAUAUUACUUGGACAAUUGUUACAGAGGUGAAAUCUGUUUCAAAGGAGCAAAUCGAAUUGCUUCGAGUUGCGGUUCAUGAUGAAUCAAACUCUAAUGCAAGACCAUUGCAACCUCUAAAUGACCGUUUAGUGCAGCUCAAUAAAUUUGGACCAAGAGUAUGA